Messenger RNA from Colletotrichum costaricense, 540 nucleotides. RefSeq lists its product as uncharacterized. Bases 1 to 540 code for a protein of 179 amino acids. The transcript is spliced from 3 exons. The record is from RefSeq and is a predicted model, not a curated record. Lineage: Eukaryota; Fungi; Ascomycota; Sordariomycetes; Glomerellales; Glomerellaceae.
AUGGGUUCCUUUAGCGUUGGAAGACCACAAGCAGCCCUCAACGCCAUUCGAAAUCUUCUGCUUGGGGGCGUUGGAAUAUCUACUGUUCCGACCGGACUCCUCUCUCGGCUCGUAGCCCCGGCACUUACCAUCGAUGCACCAGCAAGCCAGGGUGGAAGAAUCCUAGAAGUGGCUUUCUGGGGUGGAAUUAUGUCUACUGUUGUGAUUGUUGCUGGUGAGGAUGAUAUGGACAAAAUGAAUUGCUGGGAGCAAGUACUUGGACUUGGCGGCCCACAGUCUCCCAAAAUCCCAAACGAGAAACUGGAUCUCUACCGCCAAAACGGCAUGCCACUUCAAGACUUAGCCCAAUACUGCGAGGUCAUGGAGACUGGUAAAGACAGCAACAUGACUGGUGCCGUGGCUUUGAAGAAUAAGGCCUCGGAAUACUUCUCUCUUGCCAUCUCACUGAAGGUUCCAGCUGGGACAUCUGAGAGUGGUCCCAACGCGAAUGCGGAUGUGCUCCUUGUUCAUGCCUUCAAGGUCGAAACCAAGCGGAACUGA